GAUUCAAGUCCCAGAGCUAGCGGGAAAUACAAAUCAUAUCUUGGAGCUUGCUGAAUGCAUAUUCACUAGCCAUACGUGCUGUAAAUUACAAGGUAAUAUACGGAAUAAUUAUACGUUUGAGCUUGCUCAAAAUCCAUAGGUUAUGCAUAUAAAAACAUCUGUUUAGAUAGUAACUACAGUUUUAACCAGCUAGCUAGUUAACUAUCCACGUUUAGUCAUAGCAGUUGAUCACACACAGCGAUUAUUAGCUUGCUACAUUGUAACUAUACAACCAGUUACAACUACAGUUAAAACCGCCGCACUCUAGUUUGUUAUCGAGUAGCAGCUAUGCAUACUUCGUUGUGAGAUAGUUAACAUGAACAAUACAAGACUUGGACAGGAAUACCACUGAACUGUCUUGCAGCAUCGCACACGGUUGAUAACUCGGAGAACGUGCAAAUAUGCACCAUGACACCGAAGAAGAGAAAAGAAGCACAGCAUCUAACGUGCGAUUCGGGCAGUAUAACUAUACUGCUGAGGAGUACCAGGCUGUCCAGGAUGCUCUGCGACAGAAGCUGGGACCUGAGUACAUAAGCUCCAGGAUGGCGGGAGGGGGCCAGAAAGUGUGUUACAUCGAGGGUCACCGUGUGAUCAGCCUGGCCAAUGAGAUGUUUGGAUACAAUGGCUGGUCCCACUCGAUCUCCCAACAGAAUGUCGACUUUGUAGACCUCAUCAAUGGGAAGUUCUAUGUUGGAGUCAGUGCCUUCGUGAAAGUCCAGCUGAAGGAUGGAUCAUUCCAUGAAGAUGUGGGCUAUGGGGUGAGCGAGGGACAAAAGUCCAAGGCCCUGUCACUGGAGAAGGCCAGGAAGGAGGCAGUCACUGAUGGACUAAAGAGAGCACUCAAAUGUUUUGGAAAUGCCCUUGGGAACUGCAUCAUGAACAAAGAGUAUCUCAUAGCCAUCAACAAGAUCCCUAAACAGCCUGUACCCCCUCUGGACCUGGCCCAGACUAAGCGUUCUGACAGUGAGCCGUCAGUGGAGAAGGCUCGGUUCUCUAGCCUGGCCCGGUGUGACGUGGCAGGGAGGGCACCCCUGGAGCAGCCCAGGGCCCAGAAACCCCCUCAGAACCCCACAGGGGGGCUUGGGGAUGGAGAAGGGGAGGCAAAGACCUCUCUCUCACACACCCCUUAUGCUGCGUCUGUACCUGUAGUGCCCUCAGCUCAACUAGACAGUGAGAUCAAGCACUGUAGCCUUGUCAGGUCUGUUUCAGAUGCAGAGGACCUGUCUGUCUCUGACACCCACACAGACCCUAAGCAGCUGAGGAAGCUCAAGCAGCAGCAGCUGCAGCAGAAGUUCAGACAGGAGAUGGAGGCGAAAAAGCUGCAGCAGGAGAAGGGAAAUCCUCUACCCCAGUUCAAGGCAGCAGGCCCAGACAUAGAACAGGGACCCGGUGGAGCUCAUGAUGACCCAGAGCUCUGGGACUUUACUCUAGAUGGCAUUGAAGAGUUGGACGCAGGUGGUUCGACAUCAUCCUUGCUACGACCCAACACGCCAGGGGGGAGUCACCAGAUGCUGACCCGCAGUAAGACACCUCAGAGACUUCCUGUUAGACCCCACGAACCCCUACCUCAUGGCCGAAGUCAUCAAUCUCAGUUCAGACCCCAAAACCCCAACCAGCACCAGGCUCACGGGACAUCUGACAGGGCAGCUGAGACUGGACUGGGUGAGGCCUCAAGUCCCUAUAGACAAGGACAGUACAUGAAGAAACGCAAGCUGGCAACUUAACAGCUGAUGAACUCAGCUAAAAGCCAUUUUAUCAACACAAAUAUUUUAUUUAUUAUAAUUUGUACGUUUAAUAUCUGGGUAUCUUGUUUCUGCUAAAACUGUUUGUUAUAUUGUUGUUAGUAACUGUUAGUCUUGU
Molecule: messenger RNA, 1899 nt
Organism: Esox lucius (northern pike)
Lineage: Eukaryota; Metazoa; Chordata; Actinopteri; Esociformes; Esocidae
Gene: rad52
Product: RAD52 homolog, DNA repair protein
Exons: 10
Coding region: 441-1763 (440 amino acids)
Biological process (GO): DNA recombinase assembly; double-strand break repair via homologous recombination; double-strand break repair via single-strand annealing
Cellular component (GO): nucleus
Source: RefSeq, a predicted model, not a curated record